AUACAAUGUCACAUUUGUUAUUAUGAUAACCAUCAAUAUUAACAACCAUAAUUAAAUAAAGCCCCACUAUACAUAAUCUAAUCAAUCUUCAUCACUACUAAUUCUAUAUCAUUAGUCACCACAAUGAGUGCUUCUCUCUCUAUUUUCUCACUCUACUAAUCUUCCAAAUCCAUCAUUUUUAAACAAAGUCCACUCUCCUCCACAUAUAGCCGCCCCAAAAGUAAACGCUUUCUUCAGACUUCAGACCUCAUAAUCUCAUACUCCCCCUUUUUUUGGUACAAAUAUUAAUAUCUUUUAUCAAAAAUUAAAAAAACAAAAAAAAUAAGAUAUCCACAUCAACAAUUCAACAUUAUUUUGUAUUUUUUUUAAAAAAUAAAAAAUAAAUCCCAUUAUUUUCUCUGACCUUUGAGCAAUGGGUUGAAGAUGGGUAUGCAUACAAACAGGGGAAGUGGAAGCCCACAUGACUGGACCAAGCACCAAUCUUCACGUCCUCUUCUUCUGGUUCCUGAUCAAUCACAGCAAAAAUAAACCAAACUAAACAAAACAAAAAAACUGCCCCCUACUUGAGAAGGUAAUUACAACCAACAACAACAUUAAUCACACAUACCGGGAAUUUAAUUCUUUAAACCAUGCUUGUUGAGCUUCAUCAGCCUUCAUUUUCUCAAACCAGUCUUCUCUUCAUCUUACUGUUAUAUUCCUUCACAUUCUCUCACCAGCAGCAAGUGUGCCACCCCGACGAUCAGCAAUCACUCCUUAGAUUUUCUGAUUCUGUAUCCUCUUCUUUGGGUCCACUGAAUUGGAGUUCUGACUCUGAUUGCUGCUCCUGGGAAGGGAUUCGUUGCGAUGGUACAGGCCGGGUUAUCCGUUUGUCGCUGUCGAAGAGAGGAUUAACAGGGAAUAUAUCUUCUUCAUUUGAGAGCCUUACAAGUCUUUCUUACCUUAAUAUAUCUCAUAAUUCCCUUUCUGGGUUUCUCCCAAAAGGACUUUUUAGUUCAUUGAAUAGCCUUGAAAUCAUUGAUGUAAGCUCUAACCGUUUAGAUGGUAACUUCUCAACAUCUUUUUCCCUGAAUGGUAGUUUCCCUUCCACAAUUCAGGUUGUAGAUAUUUCUAGCAAUCAAAUACAUGGCAAGAUUGAGCCUGCUUGGUUUAUCUUGGGAUCAAAUUUGACCAUUUUCAAUGCCAGCAAUAAUGGCUUAUCUGGUCAGAUUCCUUCAUCCAUAUGUACCAUUUCUCCUCUGCUCAUAACCCUUGAUUUUUCCAACAACCAUUUUGGUGGAAAUAUUCCUGCUGGACUAGGCAGGUGUACCAGACUCCAAGUUUUCCGGGCAGGUUUCAAUGUUCUAACCGGGUUACUUCCUGAUGACGUUUACAGCUUGCAGUCACUGGUUGAGUUAUCGGUGCCUGCAAACCACAUACGCGGAACAAUUGGAGAAAGUAUGCUUAAUCUUACCAACCUCAGGGUCAUCGAGUUGUACUCAAAUGAGUUUUCAGGGAUGAUUCCUCUGGAUGUUGGGAGGCUCUCGAACUUGGAGGAAUUGCAGCUUCACAUAAACAAUUUCAGUGGUUCUGUACCAGCAUCCUUGAUGAACUGUACAAAACUGGUAAAGCUUAUUUUACGAGUAAAUUCUCUGCAAGGUAACAUCUCUACACUUGAUUUCUCAAGACUUGUCCAGCUCCAAAUACUUGACCUUGGUAACAAUAAAUUCACGGGAAAUUUGCCAGAGAGCUUGUUCUCAUGCAAAUCACUAAUGGCAGUCAGAUUAGCCACCAACCACUUAACAGGACAAAUUUCUCCUAAUGUAGUGACUUUACCAUCUCUAACUUUCAUCUCUCUCUCUAACAAUAGCUUCACCAAUGUAUCGAAUGCAAUCAAGAUUUUCAGGGGUUGCAAGAGCCUCACCACCCUCAUCCUGUCAAAAAACUUUUAUAAUGAAGUUAUACCUGGUGAAAAGAGCUUUAUACAGCCAGACGAUUUCAAAAACCUGCAAGUUCUUGCAUUUGGAGGAUGUCAAAUGAAGGGGAAAGUUCCAGAAUGGCUUGUACAUAUUAAGAGUCUAGAGGUUCUUGACUUGUCAUUCAAUCAAGUCACAGGACAAAUUCCAGAAUGGUUUGGAACUCUGCCAAACUUCUUCUACUUGGAUUUGUCAAAGAACCGCCUAACAGGAGAAUAUCCAAAGCAACUCAACAAACUGCCAGCUUUGUUGUCAGAGAAGGUUGCCGAAAAAUUGAAUCGAAGUUAUCUUGAGCUCCCAGUCUUUGUAGCACCCAACAAUGCAAGUACACAGCAAUACAACCAGCUUGCAAACCUGCCUCCGGCAAUAUACCUCAGAGGCAAUAAUAUCAGUGGUUCUAUCCCAGUUGAAAUAAGUCAACUACAGAAUCUUCAUAUACUGGAUCUCAGCGAAAACCAAUUCACAGGAAGCAUCCCACCAGAAUUGUCAAAUCUCAUAAACCUAGAACAGCUAGACCUCUCUCAAAAUCAUUUGAGUGGAGAAAUUCCAACAUCAAUACAAAGCUUAAAUUUCCUAUCAAAGUUCAAUGUCUCCUAUAACAACCUAGAGGGAUCAAUACCGACAGGAGGUCAGUUUGACACUUUCACAGAAUCCAGCUUUAUCGGUAAUCAAGGGUUAUGUGGUCGAGUCCUGCAGCAUCAUCCUUGUUCAGCUCAAUCGGUCCCAGGAACAGCGCGUCAGUCUCUCCACGGAAAAAGCCUAAACAAGAAACUGUUGUUGGGGGUUGCCCUUGGUGUCUGCUUAGGAUUUGCAUGCAUUUUCGUGAUUCUGGUGUACUGGAUAAUGUCCAAGAGAAGGAUCCUUCCAGGGGGUGACAAUGACAAGUUUGAAACAGAAAUGGGUUACUCCAGCUCUCGAGAAGUUGGGAAAGACACCAGUCUAGUAAUGGUUUUUCCAAGCUACACCGCUGAGAUCAAGGAUUUGACCAUACUGGACAUACUGAAAGCCACCAACAAUUUCAACCAGGAAAACAUCAUUGGCUGUGGAGGCUUUGGUUUGGUUUAUAAAGCAACCUUAAACAAUGGAGCAAAGCUUGCUAUCAAAAAGCUUUCGGGAGAUAUGUGUCUGAUAGAACGAGAAUUCAAAGCAGAGGUGGAAGUUCUAUCAAUGGCCCAACACGAAAACCUGGUUUCUCUGCUGGGAUAUUGUGUCCAUGAUGGUCUUCGGCUACUGAUGUACUCCUAUAUGCAAAAUGGAAGCCUUGACUACUGGUUGCAUGAGAACCCUAAUGGCUCAUCCCAACUUGAUUGGCCACUGCGGUUGAAAAUAGCUCUUGGAGCAGGUAGAGGGCUGGCUUACAUGCACCAAAUCUGUGAACCACACAUUGUGCAUCGUGAUAUAAAGUCGAGUAACAUUCUCCUCGAUGAGAACUUUGAAGCACAUGUUGCUGAUUUUGGAUUAUCCAGGCUCAUUCUCCCUUAUGCAACUCAUGUUACAACCGAGCUCGUUGGAACACUGGGGUACAUUCCACCAGAGUAUGGGCAGGCUUGGGUGGCCACGCUAAGGGGCGACGUAUACAGUUUUGGGGUUGUAAUGCUUGAACUACUUACAGGAAAGAGGCCUAUGGAGGUAUCCAAAUCAAAGGCAUCAAGGGAAAUAGUUGUAUGGGUGCAGCAAUUGAAAAACGAAGGAAAACAUGAAGAAAUAUUUGAUUCUGUCAUGAGAGGCAAAGGAUAUGAACAAGAGAUGUUGCAGGUUCUCGAUGUGGCCUGCAAGUGCGUCAACCAGAACCCUCAGGUAAGACCAACUAUCAAGGAAGUUGUUGAUCAGCUCAAGAAUGUAAGAUCCUCUCAGCAGACACCCAGGUCCGAGCAAGAUUGCCUUGCAGAAAUGAGAUAAUAGUCCUCAGUGCAGUGUAAUCGACCAGGAACUUUGGGGUCCUAUUAUAUUUGAGUGUUACGCAAGAUUUUUGCUUGACUUGAUCGAGCUGCAUACUGGCUGGUUGUGCCAGAAGCCAGAUAUCUCUUGUACAAACUACAAAAUCUCUUUCUUGUGAUUAUAAAUUGUAUACAAUCAAAAACUCUCAGACACAUUGUUCAAAUGCAGACGCACAUUAUGUAGAGAAAUAAAUGAGUUUAGCAGGUAACCCCUAGAAAAGGUUUACAUGUCAUUAGUUGCCUAUAUAUAUUUACGGAUAUACCUUCACAAUAUAAGUUUGUCCAGGUCAAGAUAUUUUUUAACAGGUAAAUAAAAUGAAAGUAUGCCCACAUGAUA
Molecule: messenger RNA, 4226 nt
Organism: Spinacia oleracea (spinach)
Lineage: Eukaryota; Viridiplantae; Streptophyta; Magnoliopsida; Caryophyllales; Amaranthaceae
Product: tyrosine-sulfated glycopeptide receptor 1
Exons: 1
Coding region: 630-3851 (1073 amino acids)
Biological process (GO): protein phosphorylation
Molecular function (GO): ATP binding; protein kinase activity; receptor serine/threonine kinase binding
Source: RefSeq, a predicted model, not a curated record